AUGAGCCAAGGCAAGCUCACCGGCGCUGCUGUCGCCGAGCACAACUCCAAGGAUUCAUGUUGGGUGAUUGUACACAGCAAGGCCUACGACGUGACAGAAUUCCUGCCAGAACACCCUGGUGGCCAAAAAAUCAUUCUCAAGUAUGCCGGCAAAGAUGCGACCGAGGAGUUCGAUCCCAUUCACCCGCCCGACACACUCGACAAGUACCUCGACACCUCCAAGCACCUCGGCGAGGUGGAUAUGACGACUGUCGAGCAGGAGGAGAAGGCCUUUGACCCCGAGGAAGCGGCGCGCCAGGAGCGGCUUCAGCGGAUGCCGCCGCUGGCGGCCUGCUACAAUCUCAUGGACUUUGAGGCGGUGGCGCGGCAGGUGAUGAAGAAGACGGCGUGGGCAUACUACUCCAGCGGGGCGGACGAUGAAAUUGUAAGCGUUAUUUGUGUGCAUUUGAGGGUCGACAUAUUCAGCACCUUGAGCAACAAAACUAACACCAUUGAACCCCAGACCAUGCGAGAGAACCACGCAGCGUUCCACAAGAUCUGGUUCCGACCCCGGGUCCUCGUGGAUGUCGAGAACGUUGAUCUGAGCACGACGAUGCUGGGCAGCAAAGUGUCGAUCCCAUUCUACGUGACGGCAACGGCGCUCGGGAAGCUCGGCCACCCGGAGGGCGAGGUGGUCCUGACCAAAGCCGCGCAUCAGCACGAGGUGGUCCAGAUGAUCCCGACGCUAGCGUCGUGCUCAUUCGACGAGAUCGUGGACGCACGCCAGGGCGACCAGGUCCAGUGGCUGCAGCUGUACGUGAACAAAGACCGAGAAAUCACACGACGGAUCGUAGCGCACGCCGAACAGCGCGGGUGCAAGGGGCUAUUCAUCACAGUGGACGCGCCGCAGCUGGGCCGGCGCGAGAAGGACAUGCGGUCAAAGUUCUCGGACACAGGGUCAAGCGUGCAGGCGACGGGCGGCGACGACGUGGACCGUUCACAGGGGGCGGCGCGGGCGAUCUCAUCGUUCAUCGACCCGGCGCUGUCGUGGAAGGAUAUCCCGUGGUUCCGGACGAUCACGCGCAUGCCGAUCGUGCUCAAGGGCGUGCAGUGCGUCGAGGACGUGCUGCGUGCCGUCGAGGCCGGCGUCGACGGCGUCGUGCUCUCCAACCACGGCGGCCGCCAGCUCGAGACCGCCCGCUCGGGCAUCGAGGUGCUGGCCGAGGUGAUGCCGGCGCUGCGCGAGCGCGGCUGGGAGAAUCGCAUCGAGGUCUUUGUCGACGGCGGCGUGCGCCGCGCCACUGAUAUCCUCAAGGCACUGUGUCUUGGCGCCACGGGCGUCGGCAUUGGCCGCCCGUUUCUGUAUGCCAUGUCGGCCUAUGGCCUGCCCGGCGUUGAUCGCGCCAUGCAGCUGCUCAAGGAUGAAAUGGAGAUGAACAUGCGUCUUAUCGGCGCUACCCGCAUCCAGGAUCUCAACCCUAGCUUGCUCGAUACCCGCGGCCUUCUGGGCGGCCACUCUGGCGCCGUGCCAUCUGAUACUCUGGGCCUGCGUGCGUAUGACCCACUCGAGGCUCCGCGCUUCAACGAGAAGUCCAAGCUGUGA
This is a messenger RNA of Penicillium alfredii, 1581 nucleotides long. RefSeq names its product L-lactate dehydrogenase (cytochrome). Gene Ontology annotation, biological process: lactate metabolic process. The transcript has 2 exons. Bases 1 to 1581 code for a protein of 526 amino acids. Gene Ontology annotation, molecular function: L-lactate dehydrogenase (cytochrome) activity; heme binding. The record is from RefSeq and is a predicted model, not a curated record. NCBI's taxonomy places the organism in Eukaryota, Fungi, Ascomycota, Eurotiomycetes, Eurotiales, Aspergillaceae.